AUGCUCCCGGCCGCCGCCCCGCGCCCUCCGCCGCUGCUGUGGCCGCCGCCCGCCGAGCCCCCCGCUCCCCCCUGGGCCUGGGGGCUGCUCCGGGUGGGCGCUGCCACCGCCGGGGCUCCGCCGCCGCCGCCGCCGCUGCUGCUGCCGCCCCCCGCGCUGCUGCGGCCCGGGCCGGGCUGGCGCGGCCCCGCAGAGCCCCCGCUGCUGCCGCUGCUGCCCGGGGAGCCGCUGCUGCACGGCCAGUGGAUAUUUGGAGCUCAUUCGCCGGUCGUGGGGUUCUCCCCUCCUUCCAGCGUGGAGCUGGUGCCGGUGUUCCCUCCCGUGUACACGGCCGCGGUGCCGCCGCACGCCGGGAAGGGCUGGCUCGAUAAAAGGCUGCCCAACUGCAAAAUCUACUUGAGCAAUGCCUUUGCCCUGGACUCGGCCUGGGUGCAGCCUGAGGAGCCCAGGCUGCUGCAGGGGGCUGAGAAGCCUGUGCUGCUGAGCAAUCAGGUGGCCAUGGCUGUGGCCAGGCCAGCUGCUGCCCCCAGGCCCCUGCCCACGCUCCUCUUGGCCCCUCAGCUCAUCCCAGGUGGGUGCCAGAACAGCCUUAAAGCCAUGGGUGGCACUCAGAGCCUGGCCCUGGUGUCCCUGGAGCCAGAGCCCCCCCAGGGCCCCCAGCCCUGCCACCUCCUCACCUUGUCCCCCAUCAAAGUCCCUCUGCUGGCCUCGCCCUUCCCAGGCUGUGGCUCCAGGCUGGACGCCGUGGGGCCCUUACUGCCAGCCCAGCUCACCCGUGUCACCGCCCUGGCCGCGCCCGGCGUCACCCUCGUCACCCAGCUGGUGGAGCAGCCACGGGCAGACGGUGGCAAGGAAUCGAGCAGAGCCUCCUGCCCGCCCACGCUGAUCCUGCACACGGAGAGGAAGAGUGUCCCCAGGGGCAGGGACAGAGACCAGGGUCCCUCCUUCCAGCUGCUGAGCGAGGCUGAUGCUGCUGCCAAGGGGAACAAGCCCGUGGCAUCCACCCCCGUGCCAGGAUCCCCGUGGUGUGUGGUCUGGACUGGAGAUGACCGGGUGUUCUUCUUCAACCCCACCAUGCAGCUGUCGGUGUGGGAGCGGCCGCUGGACCUGCGGCACCGCGGGGACAUCAAGCGGCUGCUCGAGGACCCCCCGCACAAGCGCAAGCUGGAGGCGGCAGCAACAGACAAAUGUGUGAGCUCUUGUCCAGGGGAUGAAAAUGAUGAUCUGAGCAUCAAAACUAAGAGAAAUAAGACAGAGCCGUGCCAGCCCGCGGGCCGUGCCGAGGAGGAGCAGGGUCGGGAGGAAGGCUCAGCCCCGCGGAUCUCGCCGCCCCUGGAGGAGAGGAUCACCCACUUCAGGGACAUGCUGCUGGAGAGGGGGGUGUCGGCGUUCUCCACCUGGGAGAAGGAGCUGCACAAGAUCGUGUUCGACCCGCGCUACCUGCUGCUCAACCCCGAGGAGAGGAGGCAGAUUUUUGAGCAGUUUGUCAAGACCCGGGUCAGGGAGGAGUACAAAGAGAAGAAGAACAAGUUGCUGUUGGCCAAGGAAGAAUUCAAGAAGCUUCUGGAAGAAUCCAAGUUAUCCCCAAGGACAACCUUCAAGGAAUUCGCAGAGAAGCACGGCCGGGACCAGCGCUUCCGCCUCGUCCAGAAGAAGAAGGACCAGGAGCAUUUCUUCAAUCAGUUCAUCCUUAUUCUCAAGAAGAGGGACAAGGAGAACAGGAUUCGGCUGCGGAAAAUGAGAUAAAAAUGAGAUAAAAGCAGCUGGAAGGGGCAAUAAAGGCAGGCUGGCUGCGGGAGGGGAUCCCAAGGAAGGAUGAAACGCUCGGGGACUGUGAAUCCCUGCACUCUGAUUUCUCCCUGAAGAAUUCAGGAAGACCCCUGACUCACUGACUGCACAGGGGUCCAGCAGCACCCCCAGGAGUGGGGGAUCCUGAGGGAAAACUGCCUGUGGACGGAGCCUGGGCAGCACCCACUGCAGCUGGGACCAACGGGAAGGACCUUUCUCAAAGAAUUAAUGUUUCAUAUUGAAGCUCUCUUUUGUACAACAUCCCCAGUUUGAUGCAUUUCUAAUUGCCAUGAUACGUCGAUCCCUUAAUUGUUUUAAUUAUGCAAAUUACUUGUAAUAGACACAAGUUACGACUCCAAUGCAGAUUUAUAAUUAAGCAGAAGCAGAUGCCAUCCAGAGCAAUCUCAAGGCAUUUCCAUCAUUUUUGGGGAACUGUCUCAAGCAAUCUUUGGGCAACUCUGCAUUUCCACCAAGUGUGUGGGGUCUGAUGGUCUGCAGGACCCACUCCCACUGCUCAUCCAUCUCUGUCCAGUCCUGAGUAGUAGUAAUCAGCUAUUAAUUGUUAAUCUUGGUGAAGAGUGUGAAAACCUUGGCACAUGUUCCGAUCCAGAACUUCCAGCCCCAGUUCUGUGGUGAAGCCAUCCCAGUCGGAUUUGGGUUCUGUUCCUGUGCGUGAAGAGUCUGCAUGAGAUUUUUCUCAUCAUAUUUGUACAAAUAAAUAUUUAACUUUUGUAAUU
Molecule: messenger RNA, 2525 nt
Organism: Oenanthe melanoleuca
Lineage: Eukaryota; Metazoa; Chordata; Aves; Passeriformes; Muscicapidae
Gene: TCERG1L
Product: transcription elongation regulator 1 like
Exons: 13
Coding region: 1-1746 (581 amino acids)
Cellular component (GO): nucleus
Molecular function (GO): RNA polymerase binding; transcription coregulator activity
Source: RefSeq, a predicted model, not a curated record